Drosophila grimshawi is the source of this 794-nucleotide messenger RNA. It is a transcript of the gene CCAP, whose product is annotated as cardioactive peptide. The transcript has 3 exons. NCBI's taxonomy places the organism in Eukaryota, Metazoa, Arthropoda, Insecta, Diptera, Drosophilidae. The record is from RefSeq and is a predicted model, not a curated record. Bases 153 to 623 code for a protein of 156 amino acids.
AACAAGUCUCACAUUGCGUACCCGACAUGUUGACCAAGGUCCACAAACGCGAAUUUCCGUCAAUUGCUACCGAAGCGUUAAGCAGUGCAGGCGUUUAACGGUUUAUCAUAGUUAAAGCGAACCAGCAAAAUAAAUCCACUCUUAAUAUCAAAAUGAGAACCACUUUGGAGAUUUUCUUAUGCCUUGCUGCGAUUUUUUUAUUUGCUUAUUCUGCAGAUGCCUCUCUAGAGACAGAAAACAAUGAAGUGAAUCACAAGCUGAGUGGCGUUAUACAAUGGAAAUUCGAGAAACGACCCUUUUGCAAUGCAUUCACAGGUUGUGGACGUAAGCGCACUUCGUAUCCUUCAUAUCCGCCAUUUUCAUUGUUUAAGCGCAACGAGAUUGAGGAAAAACCUUACAAUAAUGAAUAUCUAUCAGAGGGCCUAAGCGAUCUGAUUGAUAUCAAUGCGGAGCCAGCUGUUGAGAACGUACAAAAGCAAAUAAUGUCGCAGGCAAAAAUCUUUGAGGCUAUAAAGGAGGCAAGCAAGGAAAUCUUUAGGCAAAAGAAUAAGCAAAAAUUACUCGAGAGUCAACAUCAACAACAGCUACAAGACCAGCAGUUGGAUCAGGGCGAUAACAAUUAAACUGGCAUAUCCCGAAGGUGCUAAAUAUCCCGAUCAAAUGAGUGGCAACUAAAUACAUACAAGCGUUCCUGUAAAUAUGUAUCUCUAAUAUAUCGAAUAAUAAUCUAUGCAUUCAUGCAAGUACUUUCCUAUCUAAAAGAUAUAACAAGUACAAUCAUUGUGAGCAUUUAA